GGGAGCGGGCCCGCCUCAUCUUCAUCCUUGUCCUCCAGCUUUUCCUCCGCGUCCGACGCAACCGGCAGCAGCGCUGCCGCCGCGUCCUCUGCGACCGCCCCGUCUUCCCACGUCCUUCGAUUAUUUAGGUUGUUCCAAAAGUGUUCAGCCAAGUUACUGAUCCAAGAGCUAAAGACAUUUAAAUUGAGCCUUUUCUCAAGAGAUCUUGAAUCUGCAAUCUAGUAGACAGAACGCAGAGAGAUCCCCUCGUUGGCUGAGUACUCUGCUGAGACGACCUCCAGUUCCAGGCUGCUUAGGGUCUCGCUUCCAAAGGAUGUGAUCUUCGUGGUGGAAAACUAAGUCUUUAAACUACCCCAAUGGAUGCAGACAGUGAUGUUGCAUUGGACAUUCUAAUUACAAAUGUAGUCUGUGUUUUUAGAACAAGAUGCCAUUUGAACUUGAGGAAGAUUGCUUUGGAGGGAGCAAAUGUCAUUUAUAAGCGUGACGUUGGAAAAGUAUUAAUGAAGCUUAGAAAACCUAGAAUUACAGCUACAAUUUGGUCCUCAGGAAAAAUUAUUUGCACUGGAGCAACAAGUGAAGAAGAAGCUAAAUUUGGUGCCAGACGUUUAGCCCGUAGUCUGCAGAAACUAGGUUUUCAGGUAAUUUUUACAGAUUUUAAGGUUGUGAAUGUUUUGGCAGUUUGUAACAUGCCCUUUGAAAUCCGUUUGCCAGAAUUCACCAAGAACAAUAGACCUCAUGCCAGCUAUGAACCUGAACUUCAUCCUGCCGUGUGCUAUCGGAUAAAAUCUCUGAGAGCUACAUUACAGAUAUUUUCAACAGGAAGCAUCACAGUGACAGGGCCCAACGUAAAGGCAGUGGCCACUGCUGUGGAGCAGGUCUACCCAUUUGUGUUCGAAAGCAGGAAGGAAAUUUUAUAACUCACACUUCAUUGGUUAGUCUCUAACUGAGCACCUUGAAACCUGCUGCACAUUGGACUCAAAACACAAGGACAACUGGACCAACAGUGACCGAGGGAGUAGACUCCACUCACGGCUACAGUGUAAGCUCCAGUCCCUUUGGAUUUUACUUCAAACUUUGCUGUAAUAUAAAAAGGAAGUUUACAAGACAUGACGUUGCUGCUUUUACAAAAGGACAUUCUAUUUAUUUUCGCAGUAAUUCUCAUGUCCCCACAGGCAGAGCUGUCACAGUGUGCACUACCUUAAAAAAUUGUUUUAUUGUUGUCAUUAUUUUCCCAGUUUGAGCUGAUGUGUUUAUUUGUGAAUAGUCUUUUACAUUUUUGUAUGCUGAAUAUGGGCACCAAAGAACUUGUAAAAGUUAUCUUUUUCAAUUGAGUGCACAAAUAAAAGUUUGGAAAAGA
Molecule: messenger RNA, 1357 nt
Organism: Myodes glareolus (Bank vole)
Lineage: Eukaryota; Metazoa; Chordata; Mammalia; Rodentia; Cricetidae
Gene: Tbpl1
Product: TATA-box binding protein like 1
Biological process (GO): DNA-templated transcription initiation
Molecular function (GO): DNA binding
Source: RefSeq, a predicted model, not a curated record